Messenger RNA from Cucurbita moschata (crookneck pumpkin), 1812 nucleotides. RefSeq names its product 1-acyl-sn-glycerol-3-phosphate acyltransferase 1, chloroplastic-like. NCBI's taxonomy places the organism in Eukaryota, Viridiplantae, Streptophyta, Magnoliopsida, Cucurbitales, Cucurbitaceae. Gene Ontology annotation, molecular function: 1-acylglycerol-3-phosphate O-acyltransferase activity. Gene Ontology annotation, cellular component: membrane. The transcript has 9 exons. The record is from RefSeq and is a predicted model, not a curated record. The coding region runs from base 376 to 1374 and encodes 332 amino acids. Gene Ontology annotation, biological process: phosphatidic acid biosynthetic process.
GUUUGUUUGCUACUAUGUUUGAAUUAUGCUAUGGUGGUUGAAUUUCUUUCAGUCUUAGUCGCAUGAUUUUAGAAUCAUUUGGUUGUUUAUCUUUUUCUUAAUCCUCACCCCAAGCUAAGACGCAAUUGUAAUGAAAUAGAGCGGCUUUGUUUUUUUAUACGAUUCUUCUACUAAAGCUUUUCUCGCGCUUUCUCCAUGGAAGCCGUUUCCCUUUCUCACACUGGUUACCAUGAGCUUGGGCUUUACAGUGCUUCAUCUUCUUUGCUGCCGUACAUUUGGCUGCACGGAUGGUAGCAACCGUUUUAGAGGGAGAGGGUGAUUGUAGAAGCAUGGUGAAGGGUCAAGGUGAAGGGGCAAGAAGGUCACAAGAAUGGGAUGGAGAAGAGAGAGGGGAUGAAUGCGUUUAGGGGUCUUCAAUAUAGCUCCUCUCUCCAUGAACAAGCAAAUUUGAGAAAAGCUGCUCAACAUUAUUGCUACUCAUCCGUCAUCAGAAAAUGUGUUGGUGUCUCUUCGUGUUAUCUUACUCCAAAUGAGAAUCCAUACAACCUGUUUAGUGGAAAAAGAAACCCCCGGUCUAUUAUUGUUAGGUCAGAACUUGCAAAAAUGGGAACUCAUGAAGUUGGUUAUCCAUUAUCAGAAGUACCGUUGAGCUCAAAAAUAAGAGGAACGUGCUUUUAUGCUACUACUGCAAUCACUGCUAUUUUUCUCUUUAUGCUUAUGCUGGUGGUGCAUCCAAUUGUGUUAUUGACGGAUAGAUACCGCAGAAGAAUUCAUUAUACAAUUGCCAAAAUGUGGGCAAGUUUGACUGUUGCUCCAUUUUUUAGGAUCAAAUACGAAGGAUUGGAGAAUUUACCCGCUCCAAAUUCUCCUGCUGUAUAUGUUUCCAACCAUCAGAGCUUUCUUGACAUAUAUACACUUCUUACCCUUGGCAGAAGCUUUAAGUUCAUUAGCAAGACUGCAAUCUUUCUCUUUCCCAUUAUUGGUUGGGCUAUGUUUAUGAUGGGUGUCGUUCCUUUGAAGCGUAUGGAUAGCAGAAGCCAGUUGGACUGUCUGAAGCGAUGCAUGGAGCUUAUAAGGAAGGGUGCAUCUGUAUUUUUCUUUCCAGAGGGAACACGUACUAAAGAUGGAAAAUUAGGUGCUUUCAAGAAAGGAGCAUUCAGUGUUGCAGCAAAGACGAAAGUGCCUGUUGUACCGAUUACACUCGUAGGAACUGGUAGCAUUAUGCCAGCAGGAUCUGAAGGCAUCUUGAAUAUGGGAUCUGUGAAAGUUCUUAUCCAUAAGCCUGUGAUCGGAAGUGAUCCAGAAGCAUUGUGCAAUGAAGCUUGGAGUGUUAUUGCUGAUGCACUGAUCCUAAACAAAUUGGAAUCAAAGUGAGCCAAGAAGAAGUUCCAUAAUCUCUUGAUGGAAGAAGAGUGAGGCAAGAGUUGGUCUAUAUCUUCCCUAGCUGUACUGCAUAUUGCACACAUCCUGUAGGGUUGAGAUCCGAAGGGAACAUCCUUGGGGUAUUUGAUCAAUCAAGAUAAUUGCUCUUCCCAGUAGCAAGGGACAACGGAAACAUUUUGAGGCAAACUGCUACAUUCAUUUUGUGCAUAAUCUUGUGAUCAUAAAUUGCUAAUAAGGGAACUGGAAUUUUGGAGAAUGUGAUUCAGUGUUACUGAAUCAGGUAAAAUGGCUUCUUUAUAUUAUUAUGUUCAUAGCUGUUAGGGAUAUGCUUUUAACAUAUUAGUUUGUUCGUAGAGUCUUUUCUUUGCACAUGAAUUUUGUUCGUAAUUUGAUAACAUGAACUGCUAUUAGUUUCAAAUUGUUUUACCA